Molecule: messenger RNA, 870 nt
Organism: Aspergillus glaucus CBS 516.65
Lineage: Eukaryota; Fungi; Ascomycota; Eurotiomycetes; Eurotiales; Aspergillaceae
Exons: 2
Coding region: 41-775 (244 amino acids)
Source: RefSeq, a predicted model, not a curated record
UGUACACCAGUCCCUUAUCAGAAAGUGGGCAUAGAGAAAAAUGCGGAGAAUUUCGGAGAAUCCAAGCGACAUAUCCGCCCAAGUUCCAACAGGAAAUAUACACAACACCGUGCCAGACUACGCAUAUCUUACUCUUUGCCGGUUCGCUGCGAUGACGAAAAGCUGUGAAGUUACGGUCCUGUACCUGAAGCCGGGAACUGAUCUUUCAACCCCAGAGAAUCAUGACAAAUACAUCACCGGCAUCAAGACUUUGACCAGUCAGCCUGGGUUUCGGCUACUGCAGGAAGGUCGGUCAAUGAUUGAAGAGGAAUUAUUAGUCUGGUUGAUCGAUUGGAACGACCUCCUCGACCACGAGGCAUUCAUGGCCAAAUCGGAGCCGUACUCGAAAAUGGUCGAUGUCCUUCUUUCGAUGUGUGACACAGAGCGCAAAGGCUUCCUUGAGAUCAAACACCUUCCACCAUCGUCGUCUUUUCUGGACGUGACUUUGACUGGUCCACAGUCUGCCAAUCAAUUGACAACAAUUCUAUGGCUGCGAACUCCGGAGGGAGGGUCAUUGGGGCAGUUUGCUGCAGCGGUCAAAAGACUGCGGGGUGAACUUGAGCAUCGUGGACAAACGGUAUCGGGUGGUGGUCCUGUGGAAACUCCUGGGGAAGCUAUCUUGUUCGUAGAGUCUGUCGAUGGCCCGGGGCUCGACAAAGAGGAGAUUGCCCGGAUUCUUGGGCAUGGAGCGAACAUCAGUCGCUCCGGUGUUUUUAACAUGUCCAACCAUGCUUAGACGUGUAUAUAUGCAUCCACCCCAGCGAUAAUCCAAUACACAACCAGUCAUAUAUUUGGGCUUUAUAGAUAAUAAUAAUAUCGGACGUGCAGCCA